Messenger RNA from Hyla sarda, 2645 nucleotides. RefSeq lists its product as uncharacterized. Gene Ontology annotation, biological process: regulation of translational fidelity. The record is from RefSeq and is a predicted model, not a curated record. NCBI's taxonomy places the organism in Eukaryota, Metazoa, Chordata, Amphibia, Anura, Hylidae. Gene Ontology annotation, molecular function: tRNA binding; double-stranded RNA binding; nucleotidyltransferase activity. Gene Ontology annotation, cellular component: cytoplasm. The transcript has 9 exons. The coding region runs from base 177 to 2444 and encodes 755 amino acids.
UAGGAGGUAUAAGUCAACUCAUUGCUGGGUUUCUAUCUUUUCGGAAGUAUGAUCAUCUAAGUGGCACUGCCUUCCUUGCCUUCUCUGCCUUGUGGAGCAGCUAUGGUGCUACACGUAUCAUUGUAGGCUCAGAAUUAAAUCUCCAAAACAGUUCAUCUGUAGAUACUCUCAGUCAGAUGCAGAUUCCAGUCAAUGAAGGAGCAGUGGCUGGACUGGUAGCCUACAUUUUUAUUGCCUUCAUCCUAUCCUUCUGCUCAGCAACAGUCAACUAUAUCAUGCCUUUUGUGUUUGGGGCCUUAACUCUCACAUUAAUAUUUGAGGCAGUAGGACUAUUUGGUCGCUGGGCCUUGGUGGUGUCUGGGGUUUUGGAGCUAAUAAUAGUGUUGUGUGGAAUUUAUGGAGCAGGAGUCUUACUUCUAAAGGGCAUCACUCAGAGAUAUGUACUUCCAGGAUUUGGAAAUUCUCUAUUUAACGUUCUACUUCUUGGUUCUGCCAAUCGUAACUCUUCAAAAACUGCUGGAGAAGAAAAGAAGAAGAAUACCAAGUAUGCCGAGCCCAUGGCACUAGGAUACCUGUGUGACACCAUCUCACCUUUCAUCAUGGCAUUCUACUGCUUUGGCUACAUGAGAAACUUUUAUGUAGGUUGUAUCUGGAUCAGCAUCAAUGUCCUGUCCCAAAUGUGUUCCAGUUAUUACAGUUAUUUGCGAGAUGAUGUCUACCAUGCUACUAAGUUUGCCUUCCAUGGAACCUUUUGGUUAGUUAAGGCUUGGGAAGAGUUUACUAUUUCAGUAAUUCUCACAUCUGAGAAUAUCACCAAGAGCAGAGAGUCAAUGGUUGGUGACUGGUUCUUUUUAACUGUUUCAUGUCUGUUUUGCUUUUUGUCCUUAAAUAAGGACUUACUAGAAGUCAUACACAACAUGGCAUUUGCUAUUGUUACUGUAUCGACAAUUCAGCAGAUUCCAAGCACAGCUGGCUACAUAUUUUUUGGAGUGACUUGCAGCAUAUUUACCGCAGUUUCUCUUUACACCACAUUCGCCAGUCUUGUUAACUCCAUUGCUGAAAAAGUGUUAGUUCCCAUUGGAAACAUAAUAAUAUCUAAGGACAAGUUUCAAAAUGUCUUUGUUUGGGGCAGAAAAUGCCUUAAGCGGCAAGGAGAAGAAUUGGACCUCAAGGAGAACCUCAGUGCUCGUCCUUCAGACCCCCUGUUCUAUAUCUGUAAUGGAUUGGCUGCCCUUGCUGCGAUUCAGAGCUCAUUGAACAAUACCAUCCAGGCACAUCUAUCUAUUUCUUGGGUGCUUAUACCUGGAGCUAUUAUACAGCUUUAUGUCUCUAGAAUCGAUGUUCGUGCAGGACGAAGAUUUGGCUCAGUUCUGCCUUUUUUCUUUUCUGCUGUCUGGGCUACCUGGGUAUGGCUACGUUUUGCAGGUUCUUUGCUAGGAAUCUCUGCAGAUAAUGAUGGAGGAUUCACAGCGGGUGCAAUUGCUUUUAUGGUAAUAGACCUCUUCCUCAUAGCCCUUGCUACUCAUGCCAACACUGUUCUUCUUCUCAUCACUGUUGUGAUGGAGCUUGUGAUAGUCAGCUUCCUUCUCUUCACACUGGAAAGGCUUCCUCUGGCACUUGAAAUAACUGUGCUAUCCAUCUUUAGCAUCAUUUGUCUCUAUGGCUUUUUGGCUUCUAUGGUAAACUGCUUGUUUAAUAAAGAACUGAUACCCCUGGGACCCGCAGUGUUCAAGAAACAAGAGCCAGAGAAGGAAGAAGCUUCUAGUUCCUGUAUCCUGCCUCAGUCUCAUCGUACAAGUGGUCUGAGAACUAUAGCUAACAUACUGGAGGAUGGAGGGGUAUGUGGCAUCCCGACUGAUACAGUUUAUGCUCUGGCAGCUUCAUGCAAACAUCCAGAGGCCAUCAAAAGGAUUUAUACUAUAAAGGAACGACCUUCAGAGAAGCCCAUCUGUAUAUGUAUCUCUAACCUACAGCAGUUGAGGGUAAUAAAUCCUCCAUUCAGUCCACUAUUGUGGAGAUUCAUGGAUUUAGUAUAUCCGGGAGGGAUAAGCUGCAUUGUAAAGAAAGGCGAAUGGCUGAAACGACUGGGUGUAGGACCUGCCUAUGACUAUGUUGGGACCACUGACUCCAUAAUGAUCAGAGUUCCAGAUCACUCAGUCACUGCCCAUCUUACUGACAUGACAGGUCCCCUAGCAAUUACAUCUGCCAACCCCAGUGGAGAAAGUGAUAGUACCCACCAUGAUCAUGUAAUAAGCCGUCUGAGCCAAAAAUUGGAUGCUGUUCUGUGUGAUGGUUAUUCCAAUGAGCUUGUGGGAUCUACUGUUGUGAUCUGCUCCAAGAUAGAUGAAGGAUCUAUUAAAAUUUUACGAGAAGGCUGCGUGCCAGCUACCAAAAUUAUGCAGUUAUUUGAGCGUGCCAAGAACAUGGGACAAGAAGUGUUGUGAGGACAAGUUGACUGGUUUAUUUUAAUGUGAUAAAAUAUUAGUCCUGCAGGUGGGACUCUGUAUAAUUAUAUAUAUGUGAAUAUAGUACGUGUGUAUAUUGUAGGCUUAUUUAUUGUCCUGAACAAGUGUAGAAGGACCAUUGUUUUAUUGUAUAAAAGAAUUGUAUAAAAGAAUUAUUCUAUCUUGCUAAGUCUGAACAAA